AUGGAUUAUCGCUAUACGAAUACCCGCCUUACGCGAUCCUCAUCUCAACUUUUGGGAGCCAUACGUACCCCACCGAGAGCGCAUCCUCUACGCAACGUCACCACCAUGGACAUGGAGAAUGGUAUGAGAAACCUUUUCCAUGUGUCCCCACGAUAUGGCGCUGUACAAUGGCAUGACUUCCAGGCUGCCGCUCAACCCGUUGUUCAAGUUUCACCGAUUGAUCACCCAGGAUUUGUAGCGGAACAAGUUUCGUGUGCUACUCCCAAAUCAUCGCGUCUUUUUCCGCACAUUGCGCAGGAUAUCCCGCGUUUGAUGGGCCCUGAAGAUGUUAGUCCUACGAAGCACGAGGAAAAACUCCUUUUCCGCGAAAAACAAUCCAUCCUUUUGGACAAUCUCAGCAAAUAUCACUAUCUUUAUGACAUGGAAGACAUGGCCACCACUCCUCGAAACGAAGUGGGAGCCCCGCCGACUGUCAGAGUCCCUCCUAAAUUCGAACGUUCUCGCCAAGGUAGACGUGAGACAGCUUCUGAUCACAUCCACCCUUCGUCAUCGACAGCAUUCAGCACCGCAAGCGAGUCGUCACAGCUUACCAGCCAGUUCUUUAGUCCACAUUACAUUGGGCAGACAUCAGCAACUCCGCAUGCUCAUACUCCUUUCCACGGCAGGGGUAUCCAAGAUUUUUCUUAUGGCUCCGCAGGCUCGUCUUCGAAUUCUAGAACGUCGACUUCGACUUAUAUGGCAGCAGUAGCGGAACGUGCACUUGUUAGAGGUAGCCAAGUCACAGGAUCCAAUUUUGCUGCAAACAUUACGACGGACCCCACGAUCAAUCAUGCUUUAGCGAUGACUAUUUCCGACUCGAAUCAGGAUCCGUUUGUUUCUCAGUUUGAGCCUCGUCCACAUCGCCAAACCCAAGAAUUUACGGAGGAACCUUUACCAAUGUAUGAGUUUCCUAGACAGGAUUCAAUGUUCCAUACGGCCUACCCAUACUAUUCAACCUUCCCCUACUAUGAUCAAGGAUACGGCAUGGGCAACUAUGAGAACUCUCAUUAUUUUCAAAUGGUGCAGGCAAUGAUGCCGUCUAGUUUAUGGGAUGUUCCCAUAACAGUGAAUCCACCUCAAUCUCACGCAGCGAACUAUCCGCUCCGCGAUGCUUUGACCCCGGUUCCCUGGCCCGUUACGCCCGGACCUCACGAUAUCCAACACGAACAACCUGGAAAGGAAAAAGAAGAUGAGCCCGAAUGCCAGCAAUCUCGCAAGAUCACCAGUAUCAUUCCCUCAGAACUCGCUUCCGGUAUCCUGCAUCCAGAGUCUAGCCCCAAGGUGGCCGAAACUCUCACCUGGUUUGCUUCUGACAACCGUGGUGAAGAGCAUCUCCGUCAACAAAUUCUAACAAUCGCCCAAGAAGACCGUGAGCGCCGAGAGAAAGAACAAAUCGACAAGGGAGAACGCCCUACAAUGAAUAUACAGGCCGAAGCAAGCAAUAUCAUCCUCGGACACGUCCUUGCCAAUCUCCAAUCAUACCUGGCUGGAGACAGGGCUGAACAAGCUGAAAAUUUUGCAGACUGGGGUUCCGUACCCGAGAGUGCUAUCGAACCCAGAAAUGGAGGCCCAGCAUCCUUUUUCAACCGUAAUAUCUGGGGCGGUGCGGCGAGAUCUAGAAGCGAAAAUACUACGAAGGACUAA
Messenger RNA from Coccidioides posadasii C735 delta SOWgp, 1683 nucleotides. RefSeq lists its product as uncharacterized. The record is from RefSeq and is a predicted model, not a curated record. NCBI's taxonomy places the organism in Eukaryota, Fungi, Ascomycota, Eurotiomycetes, Onygenales, Onygenaceae.